Molecule: messenger RNA, 459 nt
Organism: Durusdinium trenchii
Lineage: Eukaryota; Dinophyceae; Suessiales; Symbiodiniaceae
Source: the annotation of a GenBank genome assembly
AUGGAGGAUGUUCCCCAGGUUUUUGCUGCAGUUCGGAGAGCUGGUGGCGAGGAGGCUGAGCUGCAUCCUCUGGCAGAUAUCACCAACAAGGAGAUUGAGGAGGUGAAGCAAUUGAAACAUCCCCCCCGUGAAGUGGCGCGUGUGAUGGAGGUGGUCCAUUUGUUGCUAACGCAACCCACUUCCUUAGCGCCUUGUGAUUGGAGCGAUGUGCUGCGCACUGUAGUUCGCAUUGACUUCCUAAAGCGUGCUCGGAACAUCAAUUUGGACGGACUACUUCAGCAAGCGAAGCUCAUUGACUACAUUUGCCGCAAGUACUUUGCUGGCCCCGACCCUUUGACACCUGACCGAGUGCGGUGGGCAAGCAAGGCUGUGGUUGCCUUCUUUGGAUGGACGGUGGCGAUCAUUGCAGGUGUCCUGCCUGAAUUUCCCACCAAGGCCAAGGGCGCUGAGGGGACCUGA